AUGCAGCUGCCGCUACUCUCGUACGGUCUCUGGGCCCUGUUGGCCGUCCAGGCGACGGCGACAGCCCUAACGUACAAGCUCAACGCGAACGAGGAGGCCUGCUUCUACACGGUGUCACAGCAAAAGGACGAGAAGAUCGCAUUCUACUUUGCCGUGCAAUCCGGUGGCUCAUUCGAUAUCAACUACCGCGUGACCGGACCGAACGAUAAAUACAUCUUGGAUGGCGAGAAGGAGCGGCAAGGCGACUUUGUCUUCACCGCAAAGGAGGUCGGCGAGUACAAGUUUUGUUUCAACAAUGAGAUGAGCACCUACACGGAGAAGUUUGUCGACUUCGAGAUUGCGGUCGAGAACGAGGCUCGCGUCAGCCUUCCUUCGAAGCAGGGCGCCUCCCCUGAGCAGACCUCGUCGCUCGAGGAGUCACUGUUCAAGAUCUCGGGCCAGAUGUCGACCAUCACCCGCAACCAGAAAUACUUCCGCACCCGCGAGAACCGCAACUUCAGCACGGUCCGCAGCACAGAGGGGAGGAUUGUCAACUUCAGCUUGAUUCAGAUCGCGCUGGUUGUCUGCAUGGGCGCUCUCCAGGUCUUCAUCGUCCGGUUCUUCUUCCAGGGCGCGCGGAAGGGCUACGUAUGA
Messenger RNA from Chaetomium globosum CBS 148.51, 633 nucleotides. RefSeq lists its product as uncharacterized. NCBI's taxonomy places the organism in Eukaryota, Fungi, Ascomycota, Sordariomycetes, Sordariales, Chaetomiaceae. Gene Ontology annotation, cellular component: endoplasmic reticulum-Golgi intermediate compartment; endoplasmic reticulum; COPII-coated ER to Golgi transport vesicle. Bases 1 to 633 code for a protein of 210 amino acids. The record is from RefSeq and is a predicted model, not a curated record. Gene Ontology annotation, biological process: Golgi organization; intracellular protein transport; protein retention in ER lumen. The transcript is spliced from 3 exons.